AUGAAGAUCAUCAAAGCGCAUGACGAGGGGAAGAAGGUGAACAUUAUAGCACAAGAAGAAGGGCUGGCCCAUUCCACCAUCUCCACUAUUCUGAAGGAUAAGGAAAGGAUCAAAAAAGCAAUUAAAGGAGCAUCAGGAACAGAUGCCAUUAUAACAAGACAUCGAACAGGCCUCAUCCACGAAACAGAAAAACUACUACUACUUUGGAUUGAAGAUCAAAUCCAAAAGAGGAUUCCGAUUAGCCUUUCUCUCAUUCAGGCAAAGGCACGCAGCAUUUUCACAACACUGAAAGAAAGAGCAGGUCAGGAGUGCACCGAAGUCUUCACUGCCAGCCGUGGCUGGUUUAUGCGGUUUCAGCGAAGAUUUAAUUACCACAGCACACGCAAGUCACGUAAAGGUGCAAGUGUUGAUGAAGCUGCCAAACGUUUUCUGGAUGAACUAGAUGAUAUUAUUACAAAGGAGAGCUAUUUGCCUGAACAGAUAUUCAAUGUGGAGGAAACCUGGUUAUUCUGGAAAAAAAUGCCAGAGCAGACCUAUAUCCACAAAGAGGCCAAAGCAAUGCCGGGUUAUAAAACAUUUAAGGAGAGAGUAAUCUUGCUAUUGGGCGGAAAUGUCUCCGGAUUCAAGCUGAAGCCAUUUCUGGUCCACAAAUCGGGGAACCAUCGCGCAUUCAAAAACAUAUGCAAGCGCACACUGCCCAUUUAUUACCGAUCCAACCAGAAGGCUUGGAUGACACAAGUCCUCUUUGAGGAUUGGUGUAUGAAUUGUUUUAUACCUCAAGUAAAGGAAUAUUGCUUGCAAAAAAAGAUUCCUUUUAAAAUUCUCCUGCUCCUUGACAACAGACCUGGACAUCCUCCACAUCUUCAUAAUAUCUAUCCAGAUGUAAAAGUGGUUUAUCUACCCAAAAACACCACACCUCUCUUACAGCCUAUGGACCAGGGAGCUAUCACAAUAUUUAAAGCAUACUAUUUACGUGCAAUGUUUGCCAAAGCCGUCAGUGCAGUGGAGGAGGAGAAGAGGGUGACAUUGCGAUUUGACCAUAACAAAGAUUUGGAUGAAAUAAAUAAGGAAAUUUUGACACUUGUGAAAUCCCUUGAUUUAGAAGUCAAUGCUGAAGAUGUGAAAAGUUUGAUAACCUACACUGAGGGAGAACUUUCAAAUGAGGAUUUAAUCGAACUGAAAGAAGAAUUGGAAGCACGAAGGAUUCUCAGAUUUUAA
Pseudonaja textilis is the source of this 1218-nucleotide messenger RNA. The record is from RefSeq and is a predicted model, not a curated record. NCBI's taxonomy places the organism in Eukaryota, Metazoa, Chordata, Lepidosauria, Squamata, Elapidae.